This is a messenger RNA of Perognathus longimembris pacificus (Pacific pocket mouse), 693 nucleotides long. RefSeq names its product 60S ribosomal protein L6-like. Gene Ontology annotation, biological process: ribosomal large subunit assembly; cytoplasmic translation. The record is from RefSeq and is a predicted model, not a curated record. Lineage: Eukaryota; Metazoa; Chordata; Mammalia; Rodentia; Heteromyidae. Gene Ontology annotation, molecular function: structural constituent of ribosome; RNA binding. Gene Ontology annotation, cellular component: ribosome; cytosolic large ribosomal subunit.
AUGGAAGUGACUCUGAAGUCCAGGGGGUUGGAGAUGUAUUUUCUGAGCACCAGCACUGGGAUUGUCACCGAGAAGAAAAAGAAGCAGAAGGUUCUUGUGACUGUCACAAAACCAGUUGGUGGUGACAAGAACGGUGAUACCCAGGUGGUUAAGAUUCGAAAAUUGCCUAGUUACUACCCCACUAAAGAUGUACCCCAGAAGCUGCUGAGCCAUGGCAAGAAGCUCAGUGGGCAUGUGCAAAGGCUGGGGGGCAGCAUCACUCCAGAGGCCAUCCUCAUCUUCCUCACUGGGCACCACAGAGGCAAGACAGUGGUUUUCUUGAAGCAGCUGGGCAGUGCCUUACUACUUGUGGCGGGACCUCUGUCCCUCAAUCAUGUUGCUCUGCGUAGAACACACCAGAAAUUUGUUAUUGCCACCACCACAAAAAUUGAUCUCAGCAAGGUGAAGAUCCUCAAGCACCUCACCGACGAAUACUUCAAGAAUAAGAAGCUGCAGAAGCCCAGACACCAGGAGGGCGAGAUCUUCCACACAGCGAAAGAGAAAUACGAGGUUACCGAGCAGCGCAGGGUUGAUGAGAAAGAUGUGGACAAACAAAUUCUGCCCCAAAUGAAAGCUGUGCCUCAGCUCCAAGGCUACAUGAGAUCUCUUUUUGCUCUAACAAAUGGGAUUUAUCUUCAUAAAAUAGUGUUCUAA